Strongyloides ratti is the source of this 2127-nucleotide messenger RNA. RefSeq lists its product as hypothetical. The transcript is spliced from 3 exons. The coding region runs from base 1 to 2127 and encodes 708 amino acids. NCBI's taxonomy places the organism in Eukaryota, Metazoa, Nematoda, Chromadorea, Rhabditida, Strongyloididae. The record is from RefSeq and is a predicted model, not a curated record.
AUGAAAUUAUUACUAAUAAUAUUUUUUAUAUUUGGUUGUUUAUAUUUAGUAUAUAGUGAUGUUGGAGGUAGUUUAGUUAAUACAGAAAAUCAUAAAAUAUAUGAUGAUUCAAUGGAAAUUUCAUCAUCAAUAGAAAAAAAAUCUCUAGAAAAUGAUUUUGAUUUAUCUAAAAAUAUUAAAUCUAAUGAAGAAGAUUUUUCACUUGGAGAUGAUAAAGAAGAAAAAAAUGAUAAAAGUAGUAUGUCUUUAGAGUUACCAGAAGAUGAUCCAUUUAAUGUUACAACAGCAUUUGGAGAGUCAACUAAAAUAAAUGAAAAUUUAAAAACAUUGAAUCAAUUUAAUGAAAUAUCAGUAACAAAAAAUCAUUCUAUAAAUAUAAUAGAAACAACACCCUCAACUGAUAAGGAUCAUCCUAAUAAUGAUACAACAAUUAAAAUGAUAAAUAAUGGAUUAGAUGUAUUAAUGAGGACAACACCUGCAAAUAUUAAUGAAGAAAGCCUUAUCACUACAUCAUCUUUCAAAGAAGGUAUUAGUAAUGAAAAUCCAGAAAGCAUAGAUAAAAGUGAUAUGGCUUUAGAUAUAUCAAAUGAAGAUAAUAGACAAAAAGAUAGUAAUAAAACUUCUUCUGAUGAUGUUCAAUUUGAUAUUGGUGAAGAGGAGAAUAAUGAAAAUGUUAAUAAUAAAAUUAUUAUAAAAAAUAAUCAUUCAACAAAAAAUAAUAAUAUUAUUGAUACAACAACUGCUGAAGAUAUUACAAUACCUUUUACCAUGAAAGAUAAAUUUUUAACAACAGAAGAUCCUUUUGAGGUAAGGAAUGUUGAAGUUAAUAAUAAUGAAGAAGAUAAAAAAAGUAAUGAGGAAAUAAAUUCAAUGGAAGUUAAACAAUCAACAAUAUUUGUUGGACCAACACCUACAACAACAACACCACAAUUACCUAUAAUAAAUAAAGAUGAAGAUGGUGGAGAAAUUUUUAUUAUUGAUAAAACUAAAGAAGUCUUUUCUGAUAUAUUAACUUCAACAACUAAAAUUAUUGAAGAUCAAAAUAAUAAUACUUUAGCACAGGUAUCAACUUCAUUAACACUUACAUCAACUGAAAAUGAUGAAAAAACAACUUAUUUUCCAGAUUCAGAAGAGUUUACUGUUUUAACAUCAACAAUUAUUAUUCCUAAAAUUCUAUCUACAACAAAAGAAUUAGAAGAAACUACAACUGAAGAUAAAAAAUUAGUAACAAAACUUUUACAAGAAGUUGAUUUUUCAAUGACAACAGAAUCUACAAUUAAUAAUGAUACGUCAUCAAGUAAUGAUGAUACUCCUAAAAAUUUAAUAAAAUCAUUUAAUGAUGGCGCCAUAACAAUGACAUCAAAUAUAAAUUCAGAAAGUCAAACAACCCAAUUUCCUGAAAGUAAAAAUAUGACAUUUAAUGAAGAUGUCAUUAAAAGUAAAGAAAAUGUUGAGGGUAGUGUUGAAAAAGAAGAAAAUAGUGAAAUAAUAAUUAGUAAUAUAAAUUCACAUCAAACUACACUUUUAACUUCUACAUCAGAAAGUACAACAAUUUCAAUAUCUUCUACUAGUCAUCAAUCAACAACAAUAACAUCAGAUGAUAUUAUAGAAGAAGUAGUCAAAAAUUUUAAUAAAGAAAUAGAAAAAAGAAAAAAUUUAAAUAAUACAACAUUUUUAAGUAAUAUUUUUUCACCAACUCAAGAAGAAAUAAGGCAUGCAAUAAUAUUUCUUUCAAUAUUUUUAUUUAUUUUUUUAUUAAUAAUAAUAUCAAUCAUUAUCAUUGUAAGCUGCCUUAAUAUAGAUAACUUCUUACACAUGAUAAGAAUUAAAAAUAAUAUUAUCGGAUGGUUUUUAGAUAUUUAUGAUUUUAUAAGAUGCAAAAAAAGAAAAGAAAAUGGAAUGUUUAGAUUUAGUAAUUCACAGACAUCAACAAGUAUAUAUAAAAUUGAAGAAGGUAAUAAUGGAAUAGGACAGACAGGAAAUUAUAAUUUUAAUGAUAAUGAUCAUUUAAAUAAUUCUUCAUUUCAUGAUAAUAGAGAUGUUGAUUUAGUUGGUUUUGGUCGAUUAAAUACAAGUCAAAAAGUUGGAAAUGAAAGAAGAAAUAUGAAUACAAUACAAAUUAAUUAA